AUGAGAAGGGAAGUUGUUAAGUUGGAUGGUGCUUCAUGGAAUGCUGUUAUUGGUGGGUGCUUGAAUAAUGGGCAGACGGAACAGACGCUGAAAAUGCUCGGACAGAUGAAAGAAUCAGGAAUUAAGCCCAACCAGAUCACAAUUACUAGUUUGUUACCAGCUUGCAAAGAUUUGGAGAGCUUAAGGGCAGGCAAAGAGGUGCACAGUUACAUCUUUAGGAAUUGUUUAAUGGAGGACUUGGCUACCACAACAGCUUUGGUUUUCAUGUACGCGAAAUGUGGUGAGUUGGAACUUUCUCAGAGGGUCUUUGAUAUGAUGCCAAGAAGGGAUACAGUUGCUUGGAAUACGAUGAUCAUCGCAAACUCGAUGCAUGAGAAUGGAGAAGAAGCCUUGUUGCUAUUCAGAAAAAUGUUAAGACUCCGGGCCAUUCUCGGGCUGGUUGGUGAAGGCAUCAUGGUUUUUUAUUCAAUGAGGAGGGAUCACUCAAUAGAACCUGAUGCAGAUCAUUACUCAUGCUUGGUUGAUGUGCUUAGCCGUGUUGGUCGCCUAGUAGAGGCAUAUCAGUUCAUACAAAGAAUGCCAAUGGAACCUACUCCCGGUGCUUGGGGAGCAUUGCUUGGUGCAUGCAGAGUUCAUAAAAAUGUAGGCUUAGCGAAAAUUGCAGCAAACAAGCUCUUCGAGAUUGAACCAGAUAACCCUGGCAACUAUGUGUUGUUGUCCAACAUUUUAGUCACUGCCAAGCGAUGGGAAGAAGCUUCAGAAACUAGGAAGUUAAUGAGAGACAGAGGAAUCGCAAAAACACCGGGUUGUUCUUGGGUUCAGCUGAAGAAUAGAGUCUACUCUUUUGUUGCCGGUGAUAGGAGUAAUGAGCGAAGCACGGAGAUAUACAAGUUUCUGAUUGACAUGGGUGAGAAGAUGAGAUUGGUAGGGUAUGUCCCCAACACUGAUUUUGUUCUGCAAGAUGUGGAUCAAGAGGACCUUUGCAACCACAGUGAGAAACUUGCUGUUGCUUUUGGGAUACUCAAUUUGAAUGGCGAAUCGACAAUACGGGUAUUCAAGAAUUUAAGGAUAUGUGGGGACUGCCAUAAUGCCAUCAAGUUCAUGGCCAAGAUUGUUGGUUUGCAGAUUAUUGUUAGAGAUUGUUCUUGUAGAGAUUUCUGGUGA
Pyrus x bretschneideri (Chinese white pear) is the source of this 1164-nucleotide messenger RNA. Its product is annotated as pentatricopeptide repeat-containing protein At1g20230-like. Bases 1 to 1164 code for a protein of 387 amino acids. Lineage: Eukaryota; Viridiplantae; Streptophyta; Magnoliopsida; Rosales; Rosaceae. Gene Ontology annotation, molecular function: protein binding; RNA binding; zinc ion binding. Gene Ontology annotation, biological process: RNA modification. The record is from RefSeq and is a predicted model, not a curated record. The transcript has 2 exons.